GGGAGUAGAAGCGACAGUGAUUGUGACCGUGGGGGCAAGUGGACUAUAAUGGAGAGGAAGCCACAGACAGACAGAACCUCUCUGGGGUCAUGAGACAUCUCUUCCUUUCAUUUCUAUUUAACUUGACCACCUGGAGUUCAGCCCCAUCCUGCCUUCAUCUAUGCUCGCAGGACCAUGGGUAGUGUCAGCAGCGUCAUUAAUGGCAACAGCCUCAACAGCAAACACUGCAAGGCUUCUGAGUACAGGUUAAAGGAAGGAACAAACCAUCACAGAAAGAGUGGAGGUUGCAGCCUUGACGGGAUACUGAAGUGCGGCUUCACUCAGAGCUCCACUCAUCCCACUAAGGGCCUCUCCCACUCACGGUCGGGAAGGAGUGAAGAUUUUUUUUACAUCAAGGUGGGCCACAAACCGAGGUCAACAUACCACAGAGAGCGAUCGAUGGAGGAGCAGCUGAACAGAGAUGGGGAAUCAGAUGGGCGACUGCAACCAAAACUGCUGCUCAUGUCGGGAAAAAUGAAGGACAGGACAGCACAUGGAGGAGAGAUGUGGGAUGCAGAGGGGAGGAGAAGAGGACAGAAAGAAGGGGAGACCUCUGCUGAGAAGUCAUUGGUCCGUUCCACUGCCUUCAAGCCUGUGAAUCCCACAAGGACUUCGUCCGCAGAGACGGGCCACAACAGCCUGGACCACAUCCUUUAUCCUCUGAAGAGAGCAAGCAGUCCAAAUAUUAGACACAAGCAAGACACCUUGGGGACUCUCUCCGACUCCGGGCGUAACUCUAUGUCUAGCCUGCCCACCCACAGCACCAGCGGCAGCCUAAGUGCUUCCACAGGCCCUGUCAGUCACAGCGAUGGCAGCUCAGCUCUCGCAAACAGCCUCAGCAAGGGAGCACAAUCCAAUUUCCCUCCAUGGGUCAACGGGAAUAGCACUAACCUUGACUGUAGUUACAGGGCUGGUUUAAACAGCAGCGGGUUGGCGUCUAAGGCUAAUGAGGAUGCUGGCUCCCCGUUCUCUGCGGAUGAGCCAAGCUCUCUCUCGGAAACUGCAGGUGGGAUUCGGUCCCCCAUUACUACAGAUGAGUCACUGAUUGAACGUCUGGAACAAAGGCUGCUGGAGAGAGAAACUGAACUGCAGGAGCUACAGGUGAGUUUUGAGGAGAAGGAGGCAGACACCUGCCAGCUGUUUGAUGAAAGACAAAGGUAUUGUGCUGAGGAGAUGGAAGGACUGAAGCAGCGAUGCUCCACAAAGCUACGACAAGUAUCUCAAAUGGCCGCAAAAACGCAUCAAGCACUCCAGCUGCAGGUCACCCAGCUCCAGGCAGAGAAGGAAAGGCUUCAGGAAGACGUCUUCAAGUUGACUCAAGAGAAAGACCUUGUCGGGCUCAGACUGAGAUCUUAUGAGACAGAGAGCACACAGCUGGCUCCGACGCUCGAGGAAACUCAGUGGGAGGUGUGCCAGAAGACGGGCGAGAUCUCACUGUUGAAGCAGCAGCUGAGAGACUGCCAAGCAGAUGUCAGCCACAAGCUAAAUGAAAUAGUCAGCCUCAGGGCGUCACUAAAGGAAAACACCGCAAAAAUGGAGCUGCUGGAGAAACAGAAUAAAGACCACGAGGACAAGCUCCACUCCCGCUCCAUAGAGGUUGAGGUGUGCCAAAAUGAACUCCAGCGCAAAAAGAAUGAGGCUGAUUUUCUGAGAGAAAAAGUGGGCAAGCUGGAGAAAGACAUUCAGGGAAUGAAGCAGGACGUGGCCGCGGCCAAAGAGCAGAGGCUGCAGCACAGUUUGCAACAUAAUGCCUCUUCCCCGACUCAGGCCUUGGAAAGACUCACCCAAGGUCCAGACUCCCCAGGCCAGGGCCAGACGGAGGAGAACAGGGAACACAUCCCCACAGAAUCACUCCAAAGGCAAGUGGAGAGACUAAAGCAGCAGCUCAGGGAGGAGAAGAACGCUCAGGAGAAGCUGGCCAGCAGCUUCGAGCAGGAGAGGCAGACGUGGAACAAGGAGAAAGACAGGGUCAUCAAGUACCAGAAGCAGCUCCAGAUCAACUACCUGCAGAUGCACAAGAAGAACCAGGACCUGGAGCGGAUCCUGAAGGAGCUGACGGCCGAACUGGAAAGCCGAACGGAGCUCGGCAUGGACAUGACCUACAGCUCAGGGUUACAGACUUAUGACGAUGUCAUUGCCACAGAGAUUUGAACGGGGCACUCACUCGCAUGCUUUUGCAAAAAAAGUGAUCUUGUCUAUUUUUUCACCGCAGAUAAUUAUCUGUCUUCACAUACAGCAUCACAGCAACAGGAGCUCGUUCACUGUUUUACAAGGGUUAUUUAAUAGAAUAUGCGUAUUGUAGAGGUUUUUGUGUCCAGGCAACAAAAACAGUACUAAUAAAAAUAGCUUCUGGUGAUGGCACUGUUACUAUCUAUUUUAAAGUAAGUUAUUUAAUGUUCAAGUGACAUUUUUUUUAAUAUAUAUAUAUAUAAACCAUGCUGUCUAACAGAAUCACUUAUUAUUCAAAUCGUCCACAAUGUUGUAAUUUAAACACCCUUUAUUAUUUGAUAAUUGAUACAGACCAGACAACAGCUGAUUUAUUCGUUUCAUGAUUAAUGUCUGAUGGUAACACAUGAUAAGCAUGAUAGCGGCUUAGCAUCUGUCUCUUCCAGCACGACAAAAUGACAGUGAUCUAUAUCAUCUAUUGUGAGUGUGGUUUCCUAAAUCGUGGCCACUGUAUGCUCCCACACUGUCUUUCUUUAAAGGUUUUGAGCAUGGAAAUGAGUUUUAAACAUUUCAUUGGUCAUUUGAAAACAAAUCGUUACCCACCUCGAAACACACACUGAAAUCUGUUUAAGCUAUCACGCAUUUUCACCCUUAUAAGUAUAAUAUGCAAACAGACAAACAGUGAAGCUGAUAUAUUUUAUUAAAAUGUCAGUAUAUUUUUGUCACUCUUAAGAUCUUGUGAAAUUGAAGCUAUGUUAACAAGAAUAUUUUCGUGAUUACUGAAUUUAUCUUGCAAGGCUUUUGCCAAUGAAAGUGCCGUAUGAAGUCUUAAUUUCACUGAUACAGCAACAUCACUCCACAUAUAUUUUUAAUAGAUUUGUCUACAUUUGUUUACGAUGGUCAGUUCUGCAAAUGCAAGCAGGGAUUUACAUUUUUUGAAUCAGUGGACUGUGAGUGGUUUGUAUUGAAGCAAACUUUAUGUCUGAACAUUUGACGUUGGAACACAGAAAAUGCCAUGUUAACUCCUACUAGGUUCAGAAAUAAAAAAUAAUGCAGCUGUAGAGAACACUUCAGAGACCAAGGGCAAAUGUCGAGAUGCACUUUGUGUUCCAUGAGUGUUUAGAGGGAGAGAGAUUAAAGGGGGCUGGAUGGUAUACAAUAAAAGCAAAUAUUUUUGGAGAAAAAAACAAAGGGAAAAAGGGUAAUCAUCCAGGAGCGUCUAUCUCUCUCCCUACACUGUUCAUUCAACUUUGCGAGAGUUGGCUGGCACAGCUCCACUUGGAGACAAACAAUCCUUCCUACCAGCAGCCCCGGCCAUUUGGCUCCACUAUUUUGGAGCUAUUCCACUUUCCACAAGAGAAAAGUAGUUUGGGAAGCGAAAGUUUAACUACUCCACCUACUCAAUACUCAGGGGCUCACAUAGAUAGACAGUCAGGCAGAGGUACAUGCAGAUGCUGCGCUGGUCAAGAAUGUGCUGCAAUCUGUGUAACGAGGCUGCUUGAGAUUGCUCAGCUACCUGCCAUUAUGUUACAUUACCACAGCAGGUCAGGAGGACUUUGGAGGCAGACAGACUAAGUGGAAUCUAAGGUGAGGUACUGUAACCAGUGGCACUCAGGCUCAAGUGACUGAUAAGUGCUUGAAUCCCUUCCUCUGGGCCUUAGUGCAGAAAAGUGGUCAAAUAGCGAAGUAGCGAAAGGACAGUUGUAAUCACAGCUAUGGUACUAGUAAAAGAAAAAAUGCUUGAAAUAAAAUAUUUUAAAAAAUAAUAAUAAAAACUCAAACGUAGAGGAACUUGCAUACAUUGGGCAGAAACCCUCAGUGAAUCAGCCUGUGUGCUGAGAUAGAAUUGGAAAUGAGUGCCAACAAACAAACAAGGGUACAAACGCGUAGGUGAUUUGAAAAGCAACGAAUGUUUGUCAUUUGUGCAUCGCUGCACAACACUUUUGCUCAUUUACUCUGCUCUAUUCUGAAAUUCAGUUUAUGUAAAAGUGAAAUUUUCAUCUAUUCACUGAGGCGUUUUAUGUCCAAAAAAAAA
This is a messenger RNA of Stegastes partitus (bicolor damselfish), 4240 nucleotides long. RefSeq names its product leucine zipper, putative tumor suppressor 1 (gene lzts1). Gene Ontology annotation, cellular component: dendritic spine. Bases 175 to 2190 code for a protein of 671 amino acids. Lineage: Eukaryota; Metazoa; Chordata; Actinopteri; Pomacentridae. Gene Ontology annotation, biological process: regulation of synaptic plasticity; regulation of dendrite morphogenesis. The record is from RefSeq and is a predicted model, not a curated record. The transcript is spliced from 10 exons.